GGCACUAAAUCGAACUGAGCGAUUUCCACUCUCACCGCGCUUUUUCUCUCCGCCUUUUUCUGUCUAGCCUAAUUCGGUAUUACUCGAUCAGUGUGUAGGCAAAGUUUGUUGUGAUUCCUCCAUCUUGUUUUGAUUGGCGAAAACUUAUGUCGAUGGAUUUUAGCUGAUUUAAUUAAAAACGAAAGGAAAUAUGUACUUUUUUUACUUGCAUAAAUGGCCAACAUCAUCAUCCAAAACCUACGACAACAACACGCAAGCACUGAUACUAUUUAGUUAGACAAAAAAAAUGCGGAGAGAAAAAGUGCGGCGAGAGUGGAAAUCGCUCGUUUCGGUUUGGUGCCAGAGCGACAAAAUGUUUUUCAGUGACGUUUAACCUCGCGUUCAACACAACAUCUCGUUGCACUCAAAAUUAGAGUUGAUCAGUUUGCGGAGCGUAGUGUCAGAUAAGUCGCCGCGAAAAUUCGAUUUAUUUCCGAAACCACAAUACCUUGUUUGUUUUUAAAAUCCUGAUAGACCUUUGCUGCUAAGGUCCAAUGUGGAAACUGGGAUGUUUUGUUUUGGAAUCGUGUUAGUCCCAGGGACAAACACGAUGUUGUUUGCAAACAAAAACGAAACCAACAUUGGUCUUUUGCUGCAAAACUGCGAUUUUAGCUGAAAAUUUGGAAAAUCGGGCAUUUCUGGUCAAUUCCUUCCUCCAAGACUUGUGUCAUCAAGAUUCUGUUGAUGUUGAAGCAGUCUUAUCGAGAGCCGCAACUCGACCAACAGCGGCCGGGUGCGAUACUUCACGGCGAAGGAACUGGUCGAGCCGGUGGCCAAGGAGUGGUGGGAUUUGGUGAAGGUUAUUUGAUUCAGAAGGAGGUUCAGAAGAAGGAGCCUUCGAAGGUGCUUCAACUUGGGAGGUUUAAGCUCCGGGAGGAAUCUUCCGGUUCGGUCGAGGGAAGCUCGGAUUCGGUGCGGAGUCGCAACCCGUCGCGAAUAAACCCGCAACGACUCCGGCCAGGUUAGCAACGUCAAUGGUGGCGCGAUUCGGGACGCGCCGACGCCGGCGGCCAUCCGGAAUUCGUUGGCCUCUCCAGAACCAGCCAAAAUGAUGACCAAAAUCACGCCAAAGCCGAAGUCACGACUCUUUGACGACAAUGACGAGAAGGAAGAAGCCUUGGAACCGCAACCGGGACGCCCUGCUGUACGACAAGGACGACGACAAGCCAAACGAAAUGCUGGAUCACAAGCUGGCCGAAGAUCGUGCCAAGAAAGCCAAGGAGGAACGCGAGCAACGUCGGCGACCAAGUUCAAGAACUUUUUCUUUGACGAACCGGAAACUUCGUCGGAGAAGAAGAGCUCUGCCAGUCGGGACAGAACAUCCGACAUCAAGAAGCCAAAGUUGGACAAGGAUCAAGAUCAGGAAGAAGAUGAAGAGCGGAAGCGAAAGCCGGUGACGUACAAGUCAAUAAACGAUUUGUUUGAAAAGGUGGUACUCGUGAUUAGCGGGACUCAAAAUCCGGAACGGGCCAACCUACGGAAUCAGGCGCUGGCCAUGGGAGUUCGCCCUCUAUUCGGACGAUGCGGAGCGCUCGGACUCGGCGGACGAAGCGCGCCGGCCAAAACAGGAUCCGCUCAAACGGGGUUGUCCGGUGAAAGAUCCCUCUCCCUCUAAGGGAACGGACGAGGAAGCAAUGGCGCAUUA
Molecule: messenger RNA, 1684 nt
Organism: Culex pipiens pallens (northern house mosquito)
Lineage: Eukaryota; Metazoa; Arthropoda; Insecta; Diptera; Culicidae
Exons: 2
Coding region: 1088-1654 (188 amino acids)
Source: RefSeq, a predicted model, not a curated record